Penicillium nucicola is the source of this 918-nucleotide messenger RNA. RefSeq lists its product as uncharacterized. The transcript is spliced from 2 exons. NCBI's taxonomy places the organism in Eukaryota, Fungi, Ascomycota, Eurotiomycetes, Eurotiales, Aspergillaceae. The coding region runs from base 1 to 918 and encodes 305 amino acids. The record is from RefSeq and is a predicted model, not a curated record.
AUGUCGUCUCCAUCGGGUAUCCAAACCUACACCUCAGCCCCCGUCAACGCAAACAAGACGGAAGAACAACAAGAAGUAGAAACACACGCAACAACUUCAAACAGCAACCCUGAACCAGCGACCGCAAUCGAAGUCGAAGCCUCAAAGACAGAUCCCUCACACCCUGCUCAGCUCCCUGCUACAACAACAGCAACUGCCACUGCACCUUCCGCCGAGGCGCUCUAUACUACAGCCAGCCCAGCCUCAGCCCCAGGUCCCGCCCAGCCAGGCGCCGUAGCAGCAUUGCCAACAGCCACAGCUACAUAUUCGCAGCUGAACAGUCCUCCCGCGACACAGACAGUACCAGAAGCAGUCACUGCAACAUCUACAACGACGUCGCCACCACAACCACAGCCAGGCGCUGUCCCAGCACCUCCCACUGCAGCUGCAGCAGCAACAACCCAACCCCAAACCCACUCUUCCAUCCCACCACCCCCCAAAGCAGGCGAGACAAUCCCCCCAGCUGCCCAGGCACCGGAGGACAACCACCCCAGCCAUCCUCCUACGCCUACAGUCCCUCCCCCUAAAUCCCAGUCCUACUCCCAGCCCCAGCCCCAGUUCCAGUCCCUGUCCCCGUUCCAGAACCAAAUCCCCAACUCGACAUCCGCGCCUUAUAAUACCGUCUACCAAACUUCAGCUGGGCAUCGUCCACAGAGUCUGCCGCAGUACAAUCAAAGUGCUUCUGCAAGUGGAUAUGGGUAUGGCGGUGGGAGUGGGAGUGGGAGUGGAUCAGGCGGUGGAGCAAGUGAUAUCUUCCCGGAUGAAGGGACUGGUUUUAUGAGUGCUGCUAAAGGGUGGAUGCAGGCUGCUGGCAGUAAGUUGGCGGAGGUUGAGAAGGAGGUUUGGAAGAAGAUUAAUGAUGCGCAUGAUGAGAAGUAG